Messenger RNA from Spodoptera litura, 1978 nucleotides. RefSeq names its product partitioning defective protein 6 (gene par-6). Lineage: Eukaryota; Metazoa; Arthropoda; Insecta; Lepidoptera; Noctuidae. The record is from RefSeq and is a predicted model, not a curated record. Gene Ontology annotation, molecular function: protein binding. Gene Ontology annotation, biological process: centrosome cycle.
UGAAAUAUGUAGAAUUUGAGAACAUACUUGCUGAAAUUACGACGCGAGUGGAAUGGACACCGUCAUAUCAAUAAUUUAAUAAAACUUUUGAUAUUUUACAAUGUUAUGUUUAAAAUUAAGUGCCUAAAUGUUUUGAGAAUAGUUUUAUAGUGUUAGUGCUUUAUAUUAAAUGCUUUAGAGAUGUCGAAGAACAAAAUAGCGGCUCGUGUUGACAGUCAAACUGUGGAAGUCAAAACUAAAUUUGAUGCAGAAUUCAGAAGAUUCUCGCUCAAUCGUACUGAGAAGCUCAAGUAUGAAGACUUCAAGGCUUUGAUAGAGAAGCUGCACAGGCUCCAUGAUGUAGCCUUCCUCAUAUCUUACACGGAUCCUAGAGAUGGAGACCUGUUGCCCAUCAAUAAUGAUGAUAAUCUGGCUAGAGCGCUGCUUACUGCCCGACCGCUGCUCAGGGUCAUUAUACAGAGGAAAGGGGACAGUUUGGAAGAACUGAACGGGUAUGGGACGAUGCGACCAAGGAAUAUCAUCUCCUCGAUACUGAGCGGCACACCGGCUAAGAACAAGGGCCUCGCUAUAUCCAACCCACACGAUUUUAGAAUGGUAUCAGCAAUUAUCGACGUAGACAUAGUACCCGAGACGUGCAGGCGAGUCAAACUCCUCAAGCAUGGUUCGGAUCGACCGCUAGGAUUCUUUAUCAGGGACGGAACAUCAGUCCGGGUGACUCCAAACGGGGUGGAGCGGUCCCCGGGUAUCUUCAUAUCCCGCCUGGUGCCUGGCGGACUUGCGGAGUCCACCGGACUAUUGGGGGUCAACGAUGAGGUGCUGGAGGUCAACGGCAUUGACGUGUCGAAUAAGACGCUAGAUCAAGUGACGGACAUGAUGGUAGCGAACUCCUCGAACCUGAUCAUAACGGUCCGGCCCGCCAACCAGCGCGCCGGCCCGCCGCCGCCCGCUGAGACAAUCUCACGACACUCACAACCUUCCAGCGAACCUGAUGAGGACAGAUUCGAUCAAGACGAACAAGACGAGAUAGUGGACCUAACAGCCGUCACACUAGAGGAGUCCGACCCCGCCCCGUUCGUCACGUCCAAAGACGACGGACAAGUGCUACACCUCUAGUACAUACUAGAGCGGUACCGCCUCGCGAAGGAACGAUACAGUUGAUACAGUGUAUAUUAUGGUGCGAAAUUUUUAUAGUGAGAGUGUGGUCAAGUGAUGUAGUGAGACGGUGGCAAAAAGUGGCUAAUGUUGUGAGUUGGUGGUAAAAAGUGGCUAAUGAUGGGAGUUUGUGGCAAGUAUUUUUUUGCAUUGAUGAUAGAGUUGGUUUUUGUUGAGUCGGAUUGUCGAUUGAUAGUGCAGUACCGCUGUUGAAUUUAAUCGAUACAUAAAAUAAAUUUUCAAUUGUAGAUUAAAUGUUUUAAAAUUAAAUACGUAAUAGUUAAGUGACGUUGCUGAAUAAUAAUAAAAAUAUAACAAAUAUUCGCUACAAUUAGCAUUAAUAAAUAGUAAAAAAUUAAACUACUUAGAAAACACUGCAUAUUAAUCGAUGAAUACAAAUAAUAAAUACAUUCUCUCGCCACAUCACAAAGACCACAUAUUUAAAAGCUCGAACUCUUAGUAUAUACUAAACAUUCCAUUAUAUGCCUUAUAUAUACUGCAAUAAGUGUCAAAAUAGCUAAAUUAGCGUCACAAUAGUUUAGGAUGCAAUAUUUAGGGACAAAUUGACAUACAAGUAUAUGGUUUAUGCAAGAAAUAUGUUAUUAUACUAACUAGCAGUUAUCCCGCGUGGUUUCGUACUUGGCUUCUAUUGACCAUAGCAUGAUGUUUGAUAUCCUAUAGCCUGCCUCGAUAAAUGCACUAUUCAACACAAAAAUAAUUACUUAAAUCGAACGAGUACUUUCGGAGAUAAACGCGUUCAAACAAACUGACUUGAAUUGGGAUGAUGACGGCGUACGAAAAUUAAAAAUGGAAUUAGUCCGUCAGU